CGCUUUUCUAUGCUGCAUUUAUUAGUUUAUACAAAUUUAAACUCUCUCAUGAAACGUAGAUUAUUUAGUGAAGGAGAGGAGGAAUUAAUUAACCUUGACUUACAUUGAUUGAAAAAAAAUUCAAAAAAAUGAAUUCCGGAACAUUUAAUGUUUGUGAAAUGUUAAUGAUAAUUCAAGUCAUUGAUUUGUGGGAAUGAUGAUAUGAUCAUAUUGUAUGGAGAGGAAAUUGCACAUGCAAUUGGUUCUCCGAGAGCAAGUCGGCAAAAUCACAUGGACUGACUUGGACCAGCCAGUAGCCACAUACAACUGGUUUUCUUCUUCUUAAUUUUGAUCUCUUUAUAUAACUAGAUUAAAAAAUAUUUUGGAUAAUUAUUUGAGCAACACAUUCUACGUUCCUAAUCCCUUUGUCGCCAAUCUCCUCCUUGCUCCCUUCCAACUUUCCCCUUUGUCGACAUGGUUUGGCUGCUACACGUUCGCAAAUUGACGACAAGUUCACUGCUCAGAAAUGCGGUUCCAGUCGCUGUUGUCAAUCCCAGGCGAAAACAGUUGUGGGCUGACACAAUUUAUAAAACUAACCCCAUCGAUCCUGCAGAACCGACUUUUAAAAAAAUUCUAAUUGCUAACCGUGGAGAAAUUGCAGUCCGUGUUAUCCGAUCAGCAAGAAAAAUGGGUAUCAAAACCGUAGCCGUGUAUUCCACUGCAGAUUCAGGAGCUAUGCAUGUAGAAAUGGCUGAUGAAGCAGUUUGGAUCGGAGAAUCGGCUGCUUCUCAAUCUUAUCUUGUCAUGGAUAAAAUUCUGGAUGCGGUUAAGCAAACCGGAGCGGAAGCUGUACAUCCUGGAUAUGGAUUUUUGUCUGAAAACGCCAACUUUGUUAAGAAAUUGGAAGAUAUGAAGGUAAAGUUUAUGGGACCUCCAGCAGUUGCAAUUCAUGGAAUGGGGGACAAAUUAGAAUCGAAGCGAUUAGCAAUCAAGGCUGGCGUUAACACGGUGCCUGGAUUUGAUGGUGAAAUUAGGGAUGAGGAUCAUUGCCUCGAAAUAUCGAAAUCUAUCGGAUAUCCAGUCAUGAUUAAAGCAUCCGCUGGAGGUGGGGGAAAGGGCAUGAGAAUAGCUCAUAACGACAAAGAAGCUGUUGAAGGAUUUCGACUUUCGAAGAAUGAAGCGAAAGCCUCCUUUGGAGAUGAUAGAAUUCUCAUCGAGAAAUUCGUAGUCAAACCUAGGCAUAUCGAAAUCCAAAUUUUAUGUGAUAGUCACGGGAAUGGGGUUUACCUCAAUGAAAGGGAGUGCAGCAUUCAAAGGAGAAAUCAGAAGGUCAUCGAGGAGGCUCCUAGUCCGUUUGUCGACCCUGAACUGCGAAAGGCAAUGGGAAAUCAAGCAUUAGAUCUCGCUAAAGCAAUAGGGUACACAUCUGCAGGGACCGUCGAAUUUUUGGUGGAUAACAAGAAGAAUUUCUAUUUUCUAGAAAUGAAUACGAGACUGCAGGUAGAACAUCCAAUUAGUGAAUGCAUAACAGGAGUUGAUUUGGUAGCUGAAAUGAUUCGUGUAGCCUAUGGACAUAAAUUAAAAUUCAGCCAGGCUGAUAUUCCAAUUAACGGAUGGGCUUUGGAACUAAGAGUUUAUGCUGAGGAUCCCACACGAAACUUUGGGACACCAUCAACUGGAAGGCUAUUCAAAUAUGUUGAACCCCGUGGGGAAGGUAUCCGAUGUGACUCGGGAGUGCGGGAGGGUUCAGAGAUUUCAGUUUAUUACGACCCCAUGAUAUGUAAACUUGUAAGCUACGGUGCUACCCGAAAUGAAGCUAUUGCCAGAGGCAAAUAUGCGUUGGACUCGUAUGUAAUUCAAGGGGUUUCUCAUAAUAUUUCUCUUCUGAGAGAUAUACUUACCGAGAAAUCCUACGUUGCUGGAGACACAGAUACGGAUUACUUGCCACGCGUAUACCCUAAAGGGUUCACCAUUCCGAAGCUAAGCGAGUCUCAUAUGGACAAUCUCAAGGCUGUCGCUGCGGCAUUAGAAGCAAGUCGUUACCUGCGAUUGAAAGUUAAGGAGUCUUCUUGGGAUUUUGUGGUUUCAGAUCAAGAAAAUGCAACGGCUGUAAAUAUUUCUAAAUUAGAGAAUGGAUUUUUGAUUAAUGUUGAGGGACGUGAAAUUACACUGCCAACGUGGGACAUGGGAAAAUCCACUGUCAACUUAGAUAUUGAUGGGGAGACGUUUAUAUUGCAAAUUCAUGGUCGUGGUCGUAAUGGACCAAUUUGGACAAUUGGGUUUCAAGGAUCUUCCUAUGACUUUAAGCUUCUCUCUCCAUACGCACAAACUCUUUUAGAUAUCAUGCCUCAGCCAAAAUUGGGCGAUACAGCUAAAGAACUCUUGAGCCCCAUGCCAGGUGUUGUCCGAUCAGUCGUUGUAAAAGUCGGUGAUAAAGUGUUCAAAGGGCAAGAAGUCUGUACAAUUGAGGCUAUGAAAAUGCAAAAUAAACUUGUUGCUGGUGCUGAUGGAAUAAUUGGAGAAGUUAACAUCAAAGAAGGUGACUCAGUUGCAGACGAAGACGUUUUAAUUACUCUAAAAUAAUUAUGUUCAGAUUAAAUGUUUCCAGACAAAAGUUUAUUUUUAAAAGGCCAUAUUCUUAUCAUAGAUAGAAAUUUCAGAUCUAUUUUAGUACAACGUAACACAUAAAUACGGUUUAAAGUUUGAACUAAUAGAAAACUAUGUAUAUCUCACAUGAAUAAAUGUUGUAAUAGAUAUGUCACAUAUCAUAUGUGCAACAAGCGUACA
Folsomia candida is the source of this 2766-nucleotide messenger RNA. Its product is annotated as propionyl-CoA carboxylase alpha chain, mitochondrial. The record is from RefSeq and is a predicted model, not a curated record. The transcript is spliced from 17 exons. Gene Ontology annotation, molecular function: ATP binding; metal ion binding; propionyl-CoA carboxylase activity. NCBI's taxonomy places the organism in Eukaryota, Metazoa, Arthropoda, Collembola, Entomobryomorpha, Isotomidae. Bases 454 to 2562 code for a protein of 702 amino acids. Gene Ontology annotation, cellular component: mitochondrion.